This is a messenger RNA of Helianthus annuus (common sunflower), 1004 nucleotides long. Its product is annotated as 36.4 kDa proline-rich protein. NCBI's taxonomy places the organism in Eukaryota, Viridiplantae, Streptophyta, Magnoliopsida, Asterales, Asteraceae. The record is from RefSeq and is a predicted model, not a curated record. The transcript is spliced from 2 exons. Bases 33 to 764 code for a protein of 243 amino acids.
UCCUACUUCACAUCAAUACACAUCAAGUGAAAAUGGAGUCCUCAAAGCAGCAACUCACUGCUCUUCUUCUCAUCUCUAUGUUCUUCAUUUCCACUGCCACUCCCAUUGCUCUUGACUGUGUUCCCUGUGGAGACAAACCACCACCACACCACCACCAUCACCCAAAACCACCCACCGGAAAACCACCAAAAUCCCCUAAACCACCCACCGGUAAACCACCAUCCACCCACCCACCUCAUGUCAAACCACCUCAUGUCAAACCACCUGUUGUCAAACCACCAAUCACCCAUCCACCUGUUGUCAAACCACCUGUUGUCAAACCACCUGUUGUCAAGCCACCAAUCACCCUCCCACCGGUUGUCAAGCCACCAAUCACCCUCCCACCAGUGGUAACUCCACCUGUGGUAACCCCACCAAUCACUGUCCCACCUGUACUCAACCCACCAUCAGGAGGGAAGCCAGGAACACCAUGCCCACCACCACCGUUUGUGCCAACACCUGCGCCCACCUGCCCCAUAGACUCACUAAAGCUUGGAGCUUGUGUGGAUCUUUUAGGUGGGUUGGUUCAUAUUGGGUUGGGUGAUCCAGUGGUGAACCAAUGUUGUUCUGUUCUUGCUGGUUUAGUGGAGCUUGAGGCUGCAGUUUGCUUGUGCACAACCAUAAAGCUUAAGCUUUUGAAUAUCAACUUAUACUUGCCACUUGCUCUUCAGUUGCUUAUUACUUGUGGCAAAACACCACCUCCUGGUUACACUUGUUCUAUUUAAGUUUUUAAGUUCCCAUUUAGGGAUAGGAUUGAUGAAUCCAUGGGUGAAGUCGCCAUCAGGAUCAACAACUCUCUUUGUUUGGAAUGCUUAAGGAAAUUAAUUUUCGAUUGUUUUGAUUAGUGUUUCACGUUAUUUUUGGAUCAGAUAUAAUUAAUCAAUGUUUGAUGCAUGGUUUGUUUUGUUGAUGCAAGGAUAUAAGAACAAUUAAUGGAUAUUUAAUGUUUUUUGGUUUUACAAUUA